AUGGGAGGCUUCAUGUUAGGUUCGAAGAAGAAGAAAAACAAUAAAAGCCAAGGCGGUUUUGAAACUAUGGGUUUGAAUCCCAAUGUGUUUAGGGGAGUGAGGCGUAAAGGUUACAAAGUGCCGACUCCAAUUCAGAGGAAGACGAUGCCGCUAAUCCUCUCCGGCGUCGAUGUUGUUGCCAUGGCUCGUACUGGUUCUGGCAAAACGGCUGCGUUUCUUGUUCCCAUGCUUCAUAAGCUUAAUCAGCAUCUUCCUCAGGCUGGCGUUAGAGGACUCAUUUUAUCACCAACUAGGGAUUUGGCUCUUCAGACUCUCAAAUUCACUCAAGAGCUUGGUCACUUCACAGACCUUCGUGUUAGUUUGUUGGUUGGCGGUGAUAGUAUGGAAAGUCAGUUUGUGGAGUUAUCUCAGAGUCCGGACAUUAUAAUUGCCACUCCUGGUAGGCUCAUGCACCAUUUGUCUGAGGUUGAUGACAUGUCCUUGCGUAAGGUGGAGUAUGUUGUUUUCGAUGAGGCUGAUUGUUUAUUUGGUAUGGGUUUUGCUGAGCAGCUACAUCAAAUUCUUGCUCAGCUUGGUGAUAAUCGUCAAACCUUGCUUUUCAGUGCUACAUUACCCAGUGCCCUUGCAGAAUUCGCUAAGGCUGGUCUGCGAGAACCUCGCCUUGUUCGCCUUGAUUUGGAAACUAAAAUUAGCCCUGACCUGAAGCUUGUCUUUUUCACUUUGAGGCAAGAAGAGAAGUAUGCCGCUUUGCUCUAUUUGAUCAGGGAACUUAUUGGUUCUGAUGAGCAGACUUUAAUUUUUGUAUCCACUAAGCAUCAUGUAGAGUUUCUCAACUCAUUGUUUCAUCAAGAGGGUAUUGAGCCUUCUGUAUGUUAUGGAGACAUGGAUCAAGAUGCUCGCAAAAUGCAUGUGUCUAGGUUUAGGUCAAGAAAGACAAUGUUGUUGAUUGUUACUGAUAUUGCUGCUCGAGGAAUUGACAUUCCAUUGCUUGAUAAUGUUAUCAAUUGGGACUUCUCGCCUAAGCCUAAAAUAUUUGUUCAUCGUGUUGGAAGGGUUGCAAGGGCGGGUCGUACUGGUACCGCUUAUUCGUUCUUGACUACCGAGGAUAUGGCUUAUCUCUUGGAUCUUCAUUUGUUUCUCUCAAAACCAGUGAAAGCUGCUCCCACUGAAGAAGAGGUCUUGCAGGAUAUGGACGGAGUAAUGUCAAGAAUUGACCAGGCAAUGGCAAAUGGAGAAACCAUUUAUGGCCGUUUCCCUCAAAAAGUCAUUGACCUUGUUUCUGACAGAGUUAGGGAAGUUAUUGAUACUAAUGCGGAGCUGGAAUCGUUGCAGAGAACCUGUAAAAAUGCAUUUCGUUUAUAUUCUAAAACAAAACCCUUACCCUCAAAGGAAUCCAUUAGAAGAGUAAAGGAUUUGCCACCAGAAGGUCUCCAUCCAAUUUUUAACAGAGUGUUGGGGACGGGAGAGUUAACAGCACUUGCAUUUUCUGAACAUUUGAAAACUUUUAGGCCAAAGCAGACCAUUUUGGAAGCGGAAGGAGAAGCAGCCAAAGCAAAGCGUAGAGCAGGCCCUUCUGGUCAAUGGGUUGAUGUGAUGAAAAGGAAAAGAGCCAUUCAUGAAUCUACUAUAAAUUUGUUUCUUGAACAAAAGUCUAAGAGUACUAGUGAGAAGGAGGAAUUUCAACAGGAACCAACUUCAGCGGGGAAAGGGAGAAAAGCAGCACGUGGUUCUAAGAGAAAGCUAGAAAGUUUCAAGGACGAGGAUAACUAUAUAAGUUCCAUACCUAAAAAUCGUCACAUGGAGGCAGGCCUCGCAGUAAAAGCUAAUGAAGGUUUUUCUUCAAAUAGAUUGGAAGAAGCUGUCCUAGAUCUAGUUGCAGAUGAUGGCACUGGCAUUAAGAAACAAAAAUCCGUGUAUCACUGGGAUAAGAGGAGUAAAAAGUACAUCAAGUUGAACAAUGGUGACCGGGUUUCUGCAAAUGGAAAGAUAAAGACAGAGAGUGGUGCAAAAACAAAGGCCAACAAGACUGGCAUCUAUAAAAAGUGGAAAGAACGCUCACACUCCAAGAUAUCUCUUAGAGGGACAAAUACUGAUGGUGAUGCUCAGGAAUCAACAAGUUCAAAAGGAUCUUACCGAGGAGGUGGUAGGAAUUUUAGAGACGGCAGGAAGCAGCAUUCAAUGCCCAAUGCUCACGUGCGUCCAGAAAUCAAAGAUAUGGAUCAAAUUCGAAAGGAGAGACAGAAGAAAGCCAGCAAAAUUUCUUAUAUGAAGAGCAAGUCACCAAAGGGUAAAAAAUCUGGCAAAAAGGGGGGCAAUAAGGGCAACAAGGGGGGAAGUAAAAGAAGAGGGGGUAAGUAA
Lathyrus sativus (Indian pea) is the source of this 2358-nucleotide messenger RNA. The record is from the annotation of a GenBank genome assembly. Lineage: Eukaryota; Viridiplantae; Streptophyta; Magnoliopsida; Fabales; Fabaceae.